UCCACAGCCGAGCCAACCUGUCCUACUUGGCAUCAGCUGGUAGCAGCCAGCAUUUAACUCUCAGACGGAGACGCGAGCGGCAGGAGUUUUCUCUUCGAGUAUCUUCUUUGUUCUACAUUUACAGCUCGUACUGAUCAGUCAAAAAUGUCGGCGACAGUUCUCAAGACAGUCAAGUGCGGAAAGACCAUCACUACCGCUGUUUUCCGACAGAAGCACACCUUGACCGCUGUGUGUCUUUUACCUUCAGGUGAAAGUCGUAUUGGGGCUGAGGCAGUUGGAACACAGCAACAGCAGCGCCAUCAGCAAAUGCAUCAGGUGGUAGCACAGUCGGGCACAGCUCCUCUACCACCCCCAUCUAUCUUUAUGCCACCAAAUGUUAAAGAACUUGAGGCUUCAGAGAAAGCGCAGUUCUCUCCAAGGCGCACCAGAGACACAACAAGUGCUCGUCUUGCUACCCUUGGAAGUCUUUACAGCUCAGGGAUGAUGAGGAGUGAAGGUGUCAGAGACAGUAGUUACAACUUUGAUUCAGUCCCUAUAGAUUGUCACAUUGGAGUUUAUGAUGGCAGCAAUACAGUUUCACUUGAUUCAUCUAUUCAAACCAAUGUACCCAAGCCAUUUGGAUUGAGUGCACAGGCGCCAUCACAUUUUCAUACCCCAGAUUGUCAUGGAGAACAGGAUGACAAAUAUGUUGCAGGUGACCUUCAGGAUCACCACCAGUCUACUCACUUCUCAUCAAAGAAGACUUCAGGUACUGCCUUGUGUAAUUUUGGCAGUUCAGGAGCUAAAUGGGGCAUGCGGGGUGUUAAAGUUUUACCAAGUGUGGUGGGACAUACAAUUAGACAUUAUGGUUCAUUGUGUUACAGUGGUAGACUAGUAGUAGCAGGGAUGCCUCCAACACUAAACUAUCCUAACCUUGUUCGUUAUUGGCCUUUUAACUCCAUCUCAAGCAGUGGAUGUGUGUGUGGUAGAGAAGUUGUGAAACAAGAGAGGCACAUACAUAAUUGCAUGACUGAUAGAGUUCAAGAGAAAAAAGAUGGUGAAGGUGUGGAUUCUGAAACUCCCCAUGUACAAUUAACAGCAAGACAAAAAUUACAGCGUGCUGUUAAAGAAUAUGGAUCAACUGUCAUAGUGUUUCAUGUUGCAAUAUCUCUAACAUCAUUAGGGAUUUGUUAUCUUUUGGUUUCUAGUGGUGUAGACAUGACUGGAUUAAUUAAGGCUUUGGGUAUUAACCUGGGAACUGUUAGUGAUGCUGUGGUUGAUAGUGGCAUUGAUAGUACAGCACCAGAUGCAACGGGGCCUACUCAAGCAGAAGGGGAGUCAGAUGCAAAUACCAGAAGAGCUGCAGGAGCAGCUACAUUCGUUGUAGCUUAUGCUGUUCAUAAGGUUUUUGCUCCAGCUCGUAUAGGCAUCACAUUAACAGCAACUCCAUUCAUUGUUAGGUAUCUGCGGAGAAUAGGCUUUUUGAAGCCACCAAAGCCAAAAACAGUUUAAUAUUUGUGAGUACAGGUAAUUUGUUAUGGUUGGUUAUAUAUAUAUAUACUAUAUAUAAUAUUUAAUGGCAUGUAGCCUAUAUAUAAUGAGAAGGCUACCUCAGAUAAAGAUAUAAAAGAUGUUUUAUAUUUUAGGAAUCUUACCAUCAUAGCAAAGGGCAAACAUUAAUGUUGAUCAGUUGUAGGAGUAGAAUUUUGUAAUUACUCUGCUAUAAAAGUAACUAUUCUAUCAUGGUAUACUUCCUGUUAGUUUCUUUUUUUUUUUAUUACAAAGUUGAGCAUGUCAAAUGCCCUUAUAGUAGGCACAUACUUGCCAGUCUGUGGUUUUUUAGGCAUUGUGUUAUGAAAUGUUGCUUUAUCUGAAGCACGUGAUUGUCUUAUCUUUUCGUAUAGAUGGUCAUCAGUGUGUGAAUGCAGCUGAGGAAGUUUAAAAUAAAACUUAGAGAACCUGUCAAAUUCUACAAACUAAAUUAUGGCAAGUAGGCUUUCUGACAUAAAAUGCUGUCGGUUACACACCAUGUGAGCCUUUUUUGCUCAUCUGUCAUUUUGAUGCUCAACUUCCCAUAAAAACAUUGUUUAAAUGCAGUGUACCUCGACUAUGUAGGUAAAGCUUGCCCCUUUUCUUCAUUUUUUCAAUUUGAAGUCUAUGUAGUCUUGGUUCCUAGUAGAUGAUUUACACACUUCUCUGGAUACUGAUCACUUAGUUUUGUCAUGUAAAUAGCUCAGUAUCGGUGCAUUGCACAAUGUAUGUUACUUGGAGAUGGCUUAAAUUAUGAUUUUUUAUUGUAUGAUUCCAAAGUUUCCCCUAUGGGGAAAAUUAGUUUUUUGAUGAAAAAUUGUAUAACUCAUCGUUAGACAGCAAAGUAUUUAGUAUUUUUUUAUGUACACAUAUUCAUAAAGGGAUGUAUACUUAGAACCUACAUUUUGGUGUUGAGAUUGUAUUUUAUUUUAAGGUGUAUCGAGGUUACAGGUAAUUGUAGUUACAGUAAUUGGCUUACUAUGUUUUUCAGUCUUGAAGUUUUUAAUUCUUUAUUUUGAAUUGCCUGGGAAAUGGCUUGUAUUGCUUAAUGUUUUCAUACAAGUGAAUCUUUAGAGGAUAUGAUCAAUCAUUUUAAAAAUGUUAAGUCAUGAAUGCAUAUUCAAGUGAAUAAGUUUCUAGGAUAACUUACUUAAUUUUUCCUAAUUAAAAUCCAAUGCAAUACCAGGUGGUAGCAUAGGUUAACCAUUUGAUAGAGAAUGUGGUUGUGAUUUAAAUUUUGAGGAAUUUUUUUUUUUUAAUCAUGAUUUAUUAGUCAUUUCUUAUACUUAGUAUCUCGUACCUGAAUAUGUUUGUUAUAGUAGUCUUAAAUAGUUUGACAGGACGGUGCACAAAUCAUUUCAUAUCAGUGGGGAGUUUCUUGGAAGUGGUAGAUUGAAAUUGCAUGACCAGUGGAAGCAAUUUUUCCCAUCUUUUCUUUUUCCACAGUGCAAUUAACGUCUAUAAGAAUGUACCUAACACACCAAAAAUUCUAUUGGAAAAUUGUUAGUACAUUUAUAUGUGCAAAUGUAAUGCUUAUCAGGCAUAGACAUUUAUCUCAAAACUCUUGAAGAUUCGAAUGAAUGAUGCAUCCCCCAAAUUUUUACAAUUAUGGUUUAAUUGGUAAGUGCACUGCAGAUUCAUUUAAUGGAUGGCAAGAAUUGUUAUGGUGGUAAGUCUUUUGGGUCCACAUUCAUUAUUUUCGUAGGAGGUUUUUUUUUUCUCUUCUUUUCUUUGCAUAUACUGUAGCUGGAAAUAGUUAUUUUUUUUAUCUGUGCUUUUCAAUAAUGUCUGUGUACAAAAAAAAAUUACUUCUGGUGUAUAUUUCAUAAAUCUCAUACAUUUGUUAUUGUACACAGCAACUUAAAAAUUCUGCUAUCAUAGGGUUCUGCUGUUGUCCCUUUAUAAGCAAUAAAUUGAAAUGUCGGC
Molecule: messenger RNA, 3435 nt
Organism: Macrobrachium nipponense
Lineage: Eukaryota; Metazoa; Arthropoda; Malacostraca; Decapoda; Palaemonidae
Exons: 5
Coding region: 145-1491 (448 amino acids)
Cellular component (GO): mitochondrion
Source: RefSeq, a predicted model, not a curated record